This is a messenger RNA of Paramecium octaurelia, 288 nucleotides long. The record is from the annotation of a GenBank genome assembly. NCBI's taxonomy places the organism in Eukaryota, Ciliophora, Oligohymenophorea, Peniculida, Parameciidae.
AUGUUAGUAUUGGUUCUAUUACCCAUAAUCUACUUGGGUUAUACAUAAGAGCAAUGCCAAGUUAAGAAACAAUAAAUAUCAUUUUUCUUUUCUACCUAAGAAACAUAUGAGUGGAACUUAAAAGAUUUAUUCACCGGAUCCUAUUUGAAUUACACCUUAAGCUCAAAGUAACCCUUCUUUACGUUGAAGAAACCUAUACAUUAAGAAUAUACACCUAAAACAUUGAUAGAAGGUAUAAAAUAUAGUUAAAUUAGGUAUAUCAAAAAUUGCUGCCAUUUAGGCUAGAAC